AUGUCGGAAAACGACACAGAGCUUGUGCAGAUAUUGCCCUUCUCGUCUGAGAAAAAAGAAGAGGGAGAGGAGGAAGAUGGGAGUCCGAUAAGAUCCAUAUUUUGCCUCAAGAGCAAGAGCCCCGCAGACAUCAAACGCAUAGAAGAAAUCGAGGACUGCUUCAUUUUGGAGUUCGACCCCUACGAGUCCAUUGACCUCUCCAAGUUCACAGUCCCUGCUGAUGCUGAUGGUGCUACUCAUCUCUUUGUUAUUGCUGAAAAAGGCCAGGUGGCUUGUAGAGAUUAUCCACAUUCAAGACAUCUGUGUCUGAAUUUCCCUUUUGAGGCAACACCUCAUGAGAACUACUGCAACCUGUGUUACUGUUACGUUUGCGAUUCAGCGGCUCCAUGCAAGUAUUGGACGGAGCCGAUACCACCACAUUGUGAUGCUUCGGAGAAUGUUGAAGGUUGGAUGAUCCAAAGGAAUUUGAGGAAACGCCAAGAGGGGUUUGCAAAUGAAUUAGUUAAUUCUCAACAUCUUUGUUGAGUAUUACAAUGUAAAAAAAUUGUGUUAUAUGGUGAAAAUAUAUUAUAAGU
Messenger RNA from Corylus avellana, 575 nucleotides. Its product is annotated as RPM1 interacting protein 13-like. NCBI's taxonomy places the organism in Eukaryota, Viridiplantae, Streptophyta, Magnoliopsida, Fagales, Betulaceae. The record is from RefSeq and is a predicted model, not a curated record.